GGCCAUCGGCGGGUAGAGCGCGAGGAGAGGAGGAAAAGCGUGUUUACACAGACGGCCGCGCGCCUGGGGAAUAAUGCGCGAGGGGAAGUGAGCCGGCUCUCUGUCUGCCUGCUCGAACUUCCUGCUCGGAGCAAAGCGAAAAAAAACACACACUCACACACACACACCGAGAGAAAAAAAAUCAGGAUCCCAUUACAGUCGUACUGAGCCGAGGAGACGACAGCAAGCAUGGAAAAACAGGGCAUUUUACGGAAUACUUUCCAAUAAUUCUUGACCAGGAAAAACAAAUUUACGCACCGGCCAUGGAGAGCGCCAUCACCCUGUGGCAGUUCCUGCUGCAGCUGCUGCUGGACCAGAGCCACAAACACCUCAUCUGCUGGACGUCUAACGACGGCGAGUUCAAACUGCUCAAGUCCGAGGAGGUGGCCAAGCUCUGGGGGCUCCGCAAGAACAAGACCAACAUGAACUACGACAAGCUGAGCCGGGCCCUGCGCUAUUACUACGACAAGAACAUCAUCAAGAAAGUGAUUGGGCAGAAGUUUGUCUACAAGUUUGUGUCGUUCCCCGACAUCCUGAAGAUGGACCCUCAGGCUGUGGAGCACGGGGCCGUGUCCCUCCUCCAGGAGGCAGACUCUGACGUGGGGGAAGGGGAGGAGUCUUCCAAGCUGUCUCUCACAUCACUGAGAAGCCCUGUCCACCGUAACGAGUACCUCCACUCCGGCCUGUACUCGUCCUUCACGGUCAGCUCCCUGCAGGCCCCGCCCCCUCUCCUGCGGCCAAUCAAAGUGGAGCAACAGCGAGGGGCUGAGCGGGGCGAGGGAGAAGGGGGCCGGACUGUCAUACGAUUCGUCAACCGGCAGGAGAAAGGAGGGGCUCAGACUGUAGUGUCCCUCCCCUCCUCUCCUCCCCCCGUCUCCUCCUCCUCUGCCGACGUCUUCUUCACCUCCUCGGCCUCCUCCAAGCCCUCCCCACACUCUUCCUCUUUCUCCUCCCCCUCCCCCUCCCCCUCGCACAGUCCGGCCUAUCAGCUGCAGCCGGGGCGGAGCCCCGAGGCUGACAUGGACGAAUUAGAGCAGAACGCUCAGCCCCUCAACCUGUCCUCCAAUCACAGGGAGCGUGCUCAGUCGCAGGCUCCGCCCAAUGGACUCCCACCCAAAACCAGGAAGCCCAGAGGCCUGGAAAUCUCCUCCCCGUCAAUCCUAUUGGCUGGUAGUGACAUAGGCUCCAUCGCCCUCAAUAGCCCCGCCCUUCCUUCAGGGUCUCUCACCCCAGCUUUUUUUACUGCACAGACUCCCUCAGGGUUGUUGUUGACCCCCAGUCCCCUGCUCUCCUCCAUCCACUUCUGGAGCAGCCUGAGUCCAGUGGCCCCACUCAGCCCCGCCAGGCUACAGGGACACAGCUCCCUCUUCCAGUUCCCAACUCUGCUCCACGGGCCGCUCCCGGUCCCCCUGCCCAGCCUGGAUGGCCCAUCCUCCUCCUCCCCUCUCCUCCUAUCCUCCAGUGCAGCUCAGAAGUCCUGAACCCUGAUCCGACCUGACUGGAACACACCAACACCACCAACAACAACAACAACAGGCUGACUUGGGCCAAGCCGAAUCAAACCAAACCAAACCGAACCAAACCGCACAGCACUGGGCCAGUGUAUGAAUUCAUUAUCCAUUUAUGGGGUUGGUCCUAUUUGACCCCCUUCAUUGUAAACAAGGAUCAUUGUUGUUGUUAUUGUUGUUUUUAUUAUUGAAGCCAAAUGUAGUCCUUGCAAUCACAUCUCAAAAGGUUGAGAAGUGACAAACUGCAAAAAAAAAAGUGAGCUUUUACUGAGUGAGCUUUUGUGGGGGGCGUUGUGCAUUCCCUUUAGGCUGUUGUGACAUGAUAUGUAACUGAAGCCUACGGACACAUAAACACACACAUACUUACACACACAAAGCUACAUUUAAUUUCAGUAAGGCACACAGUCUUAAGUUCUACACAUUUCCAACAUGCACAUACAUAAUCAAAGCCAAACACAAGCUUACCAAACCACCAACACACCAAACAGACACACACACACACACAGACAAACACACACAAACAUUCUCUUACUGUGGUGCUAGUGUUGCAAAAUUCAUCUGUUUAUUUCAAACUCAAGGCACUUGAAUGUAUUGCUUCAUAUGCAAACAGCUCUCACACACACA
Molecule: messenger RNA, 2171 nt
Organism: Alosa sapidissima (American shad)
Lineage: Eukaryota; Metazoa; Chordata; Actinopteri; Clupeiformes; Clupeidae
Gene: elk3
Product: ETS transcription factor ELK3
Exons: 5
Coding region: 303-1520 (405 amino acids)
Biological process (GO): cell differentiation; regulation of transcription by RNA polymerase II
Cellular component (GO): nucleus
Molecular function (GO): sequence-specific DNA binding; DNA-binding transcription factor activity, RNA polymerase II-specific
Source: RefSeq, a predicted model, not a curated record